This is a messenger RNA of Guillardia theta CCMP2712, 796 nucleotides long. RefSeq lists its product as hypothetical. Gene Ontology annotation, cellular component: nucleus. NCBI's taxonomy places the organism in Eukaryota, Cryptophyceae, Pyrenomonadales, Geminigeraceae. Gene Ontology annotation, biological process: protein desumoylation. Bases 80 to 706 code for a protein of 208 amino acids. The record is from RefSeq and is a predicted model, not a curated record. The transcript is spliced from 5 exons. Gene Ontology annotation, molecular function: deSUMOylase activity.
AGCUUGCAGAUCCAACAAAACGAGUAGCAGGAAAUUAUCCAAAGGGAGCCAGAGGGUCUCCACGAUCUCAGUGGAAGGGAUGGGAAAUUUUGCCAUCACGGCCAAGGAGCUUAAGUGUCUGCUGGACAAUUCCUGGUUGAACGACGAGAUCAUCAACUCCUACAUGGCUCUGCUGCGCCUUAGGUCGAAGAUCCAUGAAGGGCUGAACGACACGUCCUUCCCUCGAUGCGAGUUCUUCAGCAGCUUCUUCUACGCCAUCCUGCGUAACGCCAAGGGCGGAUACUCUUACAAGAAUGUGGAGAGGUGGGGGCGGAGGAAGAACUUUCUAGAGUGCGACCACAUCUUGUUUCCCAUCAAUGUUUCGAACAUGCACUGGUGCCUCGCCGUGGUUUCCCCGAGGGACCUCAAGAUUGAGUACUACGACUCCAUGGGAGGAGAGAACAAGACCUGUGUUGACCUUCUUGAGAGGUACAUGCAGGAUGAAGGAGCAUAUCGCAAAAUAGAGCAUUUUCAAAGUUCCUGGAACAAGUUCUUUCGAGGCCCUCCCGAUGUGCCGGAACAGAAGGAUGGGUCAGGAUGUGGAGUGUUUGCAUGCGCGUUCGCUGACUGCAUCAGCGCUGGCAAGGACGUGAAAAGUUUCGAACAGAACAACGUCUCGAGCAUCAGGAGAUGUAUGUCGUCGCUGAUCCAGUCCUGUGACAUGUAGCAGUAUUCCCCCUCGUCUUUCUCCCCUUCGACCUCUUCCUUCCUCCUCUCCUCCUUGGUCACAGCUUAUUGUUUAGUCUCCCCCAUCUCC